AUGCUGAGUGCAGCACCUGGUUCUCCCCCAGGUUCCGUGCAGGUGAUGCACAGAAAGGUCCAGUCGGUCCAGGCAGGAGGAAACGUUACUUUUUCAUGCCGGUCGGUCACAAAAGAAGAUGUGCUACAGGUGACCUGGCAGAAGGAGACAGAGGGGGCUGAAGACAACAUAGCGACUUACAGUACGAUGAACGGCCAAAAGAUAGCGAAGGGCUAUGUCGGCCACGUGAGCUUUGCCCACAGUGAGUUACAAGCCUCGGCCAUCUCCCUUCACGGAGUCACCCUCCAAGACGAAGGAUGCUACAAGUGCAUCUUCAACACGUUCCCCUCGGGGGCUGUCACCGGCAGGAUGUGUCUCAAUGUUUACGCCAUCUCAGACCCCAAAGUGGAAGCUAAGCUUAUACCCAGUCCAGACAAAGCUGAGGACUCUGAGAAAGUGGUGGGGAUGAGCUGCUCAGCAACGGGGAAACCAGCUCCAAAAAUCACCUGGCGCCUUCCCAGCACCCUACAGCAGAAACCAAGGGAGUACCACGUCAGGCUCAGCAACCAGACCGUGACUGUCAUCAGCAAUUUCACCCACGUCCACUCCAAAAUCCUCCAGGACUAUCCCAUCGCCUGCGUGAUCCAACACCCCUCUCUAAACGUGACCCUGGUCCUGCCCAUGGACGCUGUGGUACAGGGUCCAGACAGCAGUGUGUCACCAGCGAUUGCCAUUGCAGUGGGGGUGCUGGUCCCCCUGUCUUCCCUCCUCCUUCUCACCUGCCUCCUCCAUCUCUGCCUCAGGCACCUACGUGACCUGGAGGGAAACCCAGCCCGGCCAUGCUGGGUAGGUCCACCUUUCCCCUGCCUGUUGCAGGGCUCACCCACACCGGUUGCGGGGCUUGCUGCCGGGACUCAGCUCUGCCCAGCCACCCUGGAGCUGGCUGCAUGCCGCCCAGCCCGGGCUGCACCCGGGGCGGGGAGGGAUGAAGGGAUCAGCGCCCAGCCAGACAGCUGGGUAGCAGCACGCUGGGAAGGGGAAACCUGA
This is a messenger RNA of Gavia stellata (red-throated loon), 1026 nucleotides long. Its product is annotated as OX-2 membrane glycoprotein. The transcript has 3 exons. NCBI's taxonomy places the organism in Eukaryota, Metazoa, Chordata, Aves, Gaviiformes, Gaviidae. The coding region runs from base 1 to 1026 and encodes 341 amino acids. Gene Ontology annotation, biological process: negative regulation of macrophage activation; regulation of immune response. Gene Ontology annotation, molecular function: cell-cell adhesion mediator activity. The record is from RefSeq and is a predicted model, not a curated record.